This is a messenger RNA of Solanum dulcamara, 2149 nucleotides long. Its product is annotated as probable beta-D-xylosidase 7. The coding region runs from base 1 to 1881 and encodes 626 amino acids. Gene Ontology annotation, biological process: xylan catabolic process; arabinan catabolic process. Gene Ontology annotation, cellular component: plant-type cell wall. Lineage: Eukaryota; Viridiplantae; Streptophyta; Magnoliopsida; Solanales; Solanaceae. The record is from RefSeq and is a predicted model, not a curated record. The transcript is spliced from 6 exons. Gene Ontology annotation, molecular function: xylan 1,4-beta-xylosidase activity; alpha-L-arabinofuranosidase activity.
AUGCGGCGCCUGAAAUACCAGGGACCAAAUAUAAACAUAUUCAGGGACCCAAGGUGGGGGAGAGGUCAAGAGACACCAGGGGAAGACCCUAUGGUGGUGGGAAAAUAUGGAGUGGCUUAUGUAAGAGGACUUCAAGGGGAUAGUUUUGAAGGUGGGAAGCUUAAAGAUGGGCAUCUUCAAACCUCUGCUUGCUGUAAGCACUUCAUUGCUCAAGAUAUGGAUACUUGGAAUAACUUCAGUCGUUACUCCUUUGAUGCUCAAGUCUUGAAGCAAGAUUUGACAGAUUCAUAUGAACCACCCUUCAAGAGUUGCGUGGAACAAGGGAAAGCCAACAUUGUAUCUGUUGGUGAAAAUCCUGUUAAUGGGAUCCCAAAUUGUGCCAACUUUGAUCUUUUGACAGCUACUGCCCGCGGAAAAUGGGGUCUCCAAGGGUACAUAGUAUCAGAUUGUGAUGCAGUUGCCAUUAUGUAUACUCACCAAGGUUAUGCUACAGAACCUGAAGACGCAGUAGCUGCUAGCCUCAGAGCUGGCAUGGAUGUGAAUUGUGGUUCCCACUUAAGGAAAUACACAAAAUCAGUUCUAGAGAAGCAAAAAGUACAAGAAUCUGACAUAGAUAGAGCUCUUCACAAUCUCUUCUCCGUUAGAAUGAGGCUAGGGCUGUUCAACGGUGACCCAAGAAAAUUGGAAUAUGGAGACAUUUCUGCAGCAGCGGUUUGUAGUCAAGAGCACCGGGCACUAGCCCUUGAAGCAGCAAGAAAUGGCAUUGUCCUUCUAAAAAAUUCUGACAGGCUCCUUCCACUUUCAAAGAUGAAGACAAUAUCCCUUGCUGUAAUAGGUCCCAAAGCAAAUGAUUCUGAAGUACUUCUAGGUAACUAUGAAGGCUAUCCUUGCAAGAAUGUUACAUUACUCCAAGGAUUUCAGGGAUAUGUUGAGAACACAACGUACCAUCCAGACUGCGAUUUCACCAACUGCACUUCUGCUGCAAUAGAUGAAGCAGUUGAUACAGCGAAAAAAGCAGACUAUGUUGUUCUAGUAAUGGGAUUAGACCAGACUCUUGAAAGAGAGAAGCUUGAUCGGACAGAAUUGAGGCUACCUGGUAUGCAAGAGAAACUCAUUACAGCGAUCGCCGAAGCUUCCUCAAAACCCGUUAUACUGGUAUUGAUGUGUGGAGGUCCAGUGGAUGUAUCUUUUGCGAAGGACAAACAAAAUAUAGGAGGCAUUUUGUGGGUUGGUUAUCCUGGUGAGGGUGGAGCUGCUGCAUUAGCACAGAUUAUUUUCGGUGAACACAAUCCAGGGGGCAAAUUACCGGUCACUUGGUAUCCUAAGGAGUUCAACAAAGUACCAAUGAAUGACAUGAGGAUGCGACCUGAAUCAUCCAGUGGUUAUCCAGGGCGCACUUACAGAUUCUACAAUGGGCCAAAAGUUUUUGAAUUUGGCUAUGGUCUCAGCUACACUAAUUACUCUUACUCAUUUGCCUCUGUCAGCAAAAACCAGCUGCAUUUCAAGAACCCGAAGGUCAAUAAGGCAACUGAAAACAGUUCUGCUCUGAACAUUGCUGUAUCAGACGUUGGACCAGAAGUAUGUAACAACGCGAUGAUCACAGUUAAAGUUGCAGUGAAAAACCAGGGAGAAAUGGCUGGUAAGCACCCUGUAUUGUUGUUUCUGAGGCACUCUAACACAGUGGAUGAGGUUCCAAGAAAGACAUUGAUAGGAUUCAAGAGUGUGAAUUUGGAAGCAGGGGCAAAUACCCAUGUUACAUUUGAUGUGAAGCCUUGUGAGCACUUCACUAGGGCCAAUAGAGAUGGUACAUUAGUUAUUGAUGAAGGGAAACAUUUCCUUCUUGUGGGAGAUCAGGAGUAUCCUAUUCCUGUGUCUGUAUGAUCUCCCAGAUCUAAGUUGUCAGUUAGAAUUAAGAUAAUAGCAUGUAAAGGCUCCUGAAGAGAGAAGCCCAAUGAAUGUCAGAUGCAAAGCCCGCUCCUAAUUAAAAUCAUAUUGGCAUACCCUCAAAAAAAAAAAAGUAAUUAUGGAAGGUGAGUUAUAGAUGUUAAAUCUGCCAAUAUUUGCAGAAAGAAAAUGCUUUUUUAGUUAUACUAAUUGGUUUAUGACAAAAAAAAAUAGUUUAAAUGUGACAAGUGAACUGAUGAAUGAU